AUGUCCUAUGCUCAUGAUGCCACCACCAAGAUCUCCAUUGACAAGUUCGACGGCGACAACUACGCGACGUGGAGCCGCUACAUGCGUGGCGUGUUCCUGACCAAGUCGGCGUGGCACGUGGUGAACCGGGAGACCACCCCCACCUUCGCCGAUCCUCGCGCCAGUGACGACUACAUCAAGACGAACAACAUUGCGUUCGGCUUGAUGCUUCUGCACAUGAGCGCGGAUUAUCAUCACGUGGUUGAUGACUGUGAAGAGGCGUGGGUCGCGUGGGCGCGUUUGAAGACGCUGUACGGCGGGUCGCAGAAGGCUGGACGCAUCUACUUGAAGCGCCAGCUGUUCAGCAUGGAGAUGGCGGAAGGCGGCAAUGUGAUGCAUCAUUGCAACGAAGUCCUCAACAUCAGCGCGAAGCUCAGCAGCAUCGGCGCCAAGAUGGAGGACGAGGACGUGGCGAUCUGCUUGUUGCGCAGCCUCCCCAAGAGCUACGAGAACGUCGUUCUCAACUUGGAGAUGAGCAGCGCGGAACUGCGAUCGCGAGACGUCGUGAGAGUGCUCACGAAUGAGCACAUCAAGAGGCAAGGUGACAAGACGACAUCGGUGAAGAUUGAAGACGCGGCGAAGGCGUUCAGUACCGAGCGUGAACCUCGCCAAUGUACAUACUGCGGAAAAUUGGGGCACACGGCGGAGCGGUGCUGGACCAAGCAGAAGGACGAAAAUCAAGGUGGAGCUCGACGCGGCGGCAACAAUGCUCGUGGACGCGGAGCCAACAACGUUCAGUGGCGAACCAACAACAACAACAACGACGACAACUACGAUCGAGUUGCGUUCGCGGUUUUGCUGGAGGCUGGACUUUCGACGGACAAGAAUAUGCCAGGGAUGUGGGCAGUCGACAGCGGUGCGACGCAUCACAUCUGCAACGACAAGGCCAAGUUUGCAAGCCUGAAUGAUCGAGAGGAAGGCGAACUAUCAGUGGCUGAUGGCAGCAAGGCUGCGAUCAAGGGUGUGGGAACCAUCAUGGAACGGGUGGUUCUGCCCAAUGGUGACGAACGCGACAUCGAGAUCAAGGACGCACUGUUCGUACCAAGUAUGAGCAAGAAUCUGCUUUCGGUGCCACAGAUCAACAAGGGUGGCAGGUUCCAAGUCGUGUUCGAUGGAUCCAAGAUGCAAGUGAAGCGCAAGAAUUCCACACAAGUCGUGGCAACAGCGGAUCUCGUUGAUGGACUUUACUGGCUGCGGACUCCUCAACGAUCGGCAAAUGCAGCAACACGCAAUGGGACCAUCGACUUGCAUGCGCGCAUGGGUCAUGCACCCCUCGAAGUUCUGCGCAAGAUGGUGGCCACUGGCAUGAUCAAGGACGCCAAGGCACCUCUCAACUCGACUGGUCCAAGUGUGUGUCGCGGUUGCCAGCAAGGAAAGAUGGUCCAAAAACCAUUCCCAACCAACCGUGACAAACGCCAAUAUGGUGUGUUCGAGUUGCUGCACUUCGACAUCUGCGGGCCAAUGGAACAAGUCUCGAUCGGCGGCAGCAAAUACUUACUGCUUGUGGUUGACGAAGCCAGCGGUUGCAUGAAGGGCUUCUGUCUGCGGUCCAAGUCUGAGAGUGAAGACUGUAUCAAGAACCACAUCAUCAAGAUUCAAACUCAGUUCGGCACGAAGAUCAAGUUUGUUCGGCACGAUGGAGCGCAUGAGUUUGCGACCAACUCGAUCAAGACCUUCUACGAAGAUCAUGGUAUCGAACAACAGAUCACGGUGCCGUAUGCACACCAGACCAACGGCACCGCAGAACGCGCGAUAAGGACCAUUGUCACGAUUGGACGCAGCUUGUUGCAUCAUGCAAAUCUGGAGAAGUGUUUCUGGGCUGAAGCGGCAAUGACGGCGAUCUACAUCAAGAACCGCCUGCCUUCACCCAAGAUCGACCACAAGACUCCGUUCGAGAUCGUGUACAAGUCGAAACCAAGUGUCAAGCACAUGCGCGUGUUUGGAUGUCGGGCGUUUAUCCUGACACCAAGGGAGAAGCGAUUGAAGUGGGACCCGAAGGCUCGUGAAGGGAUGUUCAUGGGCUACGAAGAAGCGUCAAAAGCUUAUCGAGUGUACGACAUUGAGGCGGGCCAAGUGGUGAUCAGUCGUGACAUCACCUUCGACGAAUCGACUUUUGACUUUUCGAUGGACCGACCAAGUGACGAUGAUGAAGAUGCGGAGUUGGACCUCGACCUCCUGGCGAGGUUAUCAACGAGGACGACGUGCGUCAAACCGUCUACAAGCAGACUGGCAAGCGCAAGAGUGAAGCAAGACCCGGCAUGUCACAAACGACGAUCAAGUGCUCCAGAAACGAUGUCUGAUGACAAAGAAGAUGCAAGCGUCUACGAUCAAGAUGACGACUCGACGCCUCCAACAUUUUGGCGUGCAAGUGCAAACGCAGUGGAAGCAACGGACCUAGCAGAACCUGUGACUUUUCAAGACGCGAUCAAUGGUCCUGAUCAAGCUGACUGGCGAAAUGCUGUGAAGGCGGAACUCAAGUCGAUGCACCUUCGUGGAGUUUUCCGUGCGGCAAAACUGCCAAGAGGCCAAGGCGCGAUCGGCACCAAGUGGGUGUUCAAGAUCAAGCGCAAAGCGGAUGGAUCGGUCGAGAAAUACAAGGCGCGUCUCGUUGCCAAGGGCUUCAAGCAGAAGUACGGCAUCGACUACACAGAGACGUUCUCGCCCGUGGUCAAGUACGUGACACUGCGUAUGGUGAUCGCGAUCACCAAGUAUUUCGACUGGCCACUGGACCAACUCGAUGUGGUGACAGCCUUUCUCUACGGAGUGAUGAAGGAGAAGGUGUACUGCGUGAUACCAGAAGGCGUCGAGAUGGAUGGCGACUUCGACUGUCUCGAGUUGGUGAAGGCGAUCUACGGUCUCAAGCAAGCUUCACGUGUGUGGAACGAGACUAUCGACGAGUUCGUAUGCUCUAUCGGUUUCGAAGCGUCGGCGUUCGACCCAUGUCUCUACAUCAAGGUUGUCGACGGUCACUGUGUGCUCGUGCUGGUCUACGUGGAUGACGUGUUGGUCACCGGCAGCUCGCUCGAGUUGAUUGCGCAGACGAAGGCCGACCUCAAGACGCGUUUCGAGAUGACCGACAGUGGCAAGUGUACUUUUGUACUGGGCAUCGAACUGGUGGACGAAUCGGAUGGCAGCGUGACGAUGUGCCAGCGACGGUAUGUCAACGACAUCCUCAAGCGCUUCGGCAUGGAUGAGUGCAAGGCCACAGCAAGUCCGGUCGAUUUGAGCACUCGGCUUGUCGCAAGCAGCGAAGCGGCCAAGAUCGACGUUCCGUUUCGUGAAGCUGUGGGAGCUUUGAUGCACUUGACGACUGCGACGCGCCCGGACAUUUUGUAUGCUGUGGGGUACGUCUCGCGCUUCAUGAAGAAUCCGCAGCAAGAACAUUGGACGGCGGUGAAGCGCAUCUUUCGUUACUUGCAAGGGACCAAGUCGCACGGACUCCGCUUCCAGCCAAGCGACAAGAUCGACUUUCGUGGCUACUCGGACGCGGACUGGGCCGGCGACCACGCUGAUCGCAAGUCGACUUCGGGUUACACUUUCAUGCUGAUGGGUGCUCCUGUGAGUUGGGGAAGCAAGAAGCAGUCAAGUGUGUCGCUGUCGACGAGUGAAGCGGAAUACAUCGCACUGAGUCUGGCCAUCCAGGAAGGCAAGUGGGUGCAUCGCCUGCUAUGCGAGAUUUUGGCGGCCGCAAACGAACCAGGACUGGACCUCGUCAUCCGUGAAGACAACCAGUCGUGCAUCAAGAUGACGAAGAAUCCGGUCAACCACGGCCGCGCCAAGCACAUCGACAUCAAGUACCAUCACAUCCGUGAUGAGGUCAAGCGCGGUGAAGUGCAGCUCGAGUAUUGCGAGACUUCCGUGAUGAUGGCGUACAUCAUGAUGAAGGGACUUCAUGGACCACGCCACAAGGAGAUGACGACGGCUCUCGGCAUUCGUGCGAGUUCGGAUUGA
Peronospora matthiolae is the source of this 3990-nucleotide messenger RNA. NCBI's taxonomy places the organism in Eukaryota, Oomycota, Peronosporomycetes, Peronosporales, Peronosporaceae. The record is from the annotation of a GenBank genome assembly.